UCUGUCUUUCUUUUUGAGAAAAAGAUUGCAGACAAACUUCACAAACCCCGGCGGCGUGAGACAGUGUCUGAAAUUCUGCGGAAAGAAGUUAAUCAACUGGAACAUGUCCGCCAUCCCAAUAUACUGUCAGUAAUGCAUGGAGUUGAGGAGUGCCAUGACAGUUUGGCAUUUGCUACGGAACCAGUCAUAGGAAGUUUAGCAAAUGUUCUCGGAAACUAUGAACGAAUCACGGCACCUGUAUCUCAAGAGUUAAAGGAUCAUGACUUCAUUGAGGCAGAAAUAAAGUAUGGCUUAAUGCAGAUUACAGAGGCCUUGUCCUUUUUACACUACUCUGAACACAAACUGCAUCGUAAUAUCUGCCCUCAAUCCAUACUGGUGACGAGACGGGGUUGUUGGAGACUUGGUGGAAUGGGAUUCCUUGAAGAGAAUAAAGAGAAUAAGGAUUCAUUUCCAUGUCAGCCGUGGACAGUUAAAAUACCAAAGAUGGCACAGCCAGAUCUAAAUUAUGUUGCUCCAGAGAUCCAGCUUGACAAGACAUGUAAUUAUCUCAGUGAUAUGUUUUCUUUGGGAAUGGUUAUCUGUGCUGUUUACAGUGAUGGGAAUUCACUUAUUGGAGCAGAACACACACCAAGCCAGUAUGUGAGACAGCUUGAUCAGAUGCAUGAUUUAUUUGGAAUAAUUGCUCAUAAAAUGCCGCUUCAACUUGUUGAUCCAGUUGAGAAGAUGAUAAACAGGGAUGUAAGAUACAGGCCUACUGCACACGUCUUUUCUACACUUCGGUAUUUCCAGGAUCCUGUUGUGGCCAGUCUCCAACACCUUGAUACAUAUGACAGAAAGGACUUAGCUGACAAAGCUGAAGCCUAUGCAAAUUUAUCUCAAGUGAUCCCAAACAUACCUAGGAAACUUUUGUAUAAGAAUGUCUUCCCUGUUCUUUGUGCUGAUUGCAAGACCUCUGAGAACAUUGUGUAUGCCUUACCUGCCCUGCUCACUAUGAUAGAUUUUGCCCCUAGAGAUGAUUAUAUGGACAUCAUCCUACCUCAGUUCAGGUCCAUUCUCAGCUCAACUAAGCCUGUUCUGGCAACAGUGUACAUUUUGAACAAACUGGAUAUAAUACUUGCAAAGACGCCUUUGGAUGAAAUCAGAUCAGAGGUCCUUCCUAUGGUUUUCAAUACCCUGGAUUCAACAUCCUUGCAGGCUCAGGAAGCUGCUGUUGCUGCUAUAAAUGGUAUUAAGGAAUAUUUGGAUGACAGUAUCAUCAAGAAGAUGGUUUUACCACGGGCAAAGUCACUCUUCUACAGAUCAACGAAUGUAAAGCUCAGAAUAAAUGCACUAACGUGUAUUGACCACAUGUUGGACAGUCUGGAUAAAAUGCUCAUCCUAGAUGAAAUUUUGCCUUUCCUCGCUGAUGUUUCAUGUCAAGAUGCUGAAGUUGUCAUGACAAUAGUAGGGAUUUACAAACACAUGCUCAGUGAUAAGAAAUUUGGACUCACACACAACCUAAUAGCAACUAAAGUGAUGCCUUCUUUGAUACCACACACUGUCAAUCCCGGACUAUGCAUGGAGCAGUUCAGUGAUCUUAUGGAGGUACUUCGGGAGAUGCUUGAACAGAUUGAUCGUCAGAGGAGAAAUAAGAUGAAAAUGGAAACAGUUACUCUCACUGUACCAAUAAGAGGUUCUUUGAAAAUGCAAGGGGAGGAUGGAUCAGGAGAUGAAGGCAUAACUUUGCAAGUUGUGAUUAAUGAAAAAUCAACUUCUGGAAAACAUGCAGGUGGAAAUGUGUCUGAAAUUCUGACAUCCAACAGAGACGUUAGUGUCACUAACAAGAGAAACCACAGUAUUCAGUCACUGGGAAUGAGCUUGGAUGAAAAGACGUCAUGCACUUUAGACAAGCCUCUUGACAUCCAGCGCCGGCAUAGUUUGGUUCCUCCUGGGACAGGGCACCCGUCAAUAAGUAUCACUUCAGAUGACAAUAGUCCUGAUCGACCUCGCAGACCAAGUACACAUAGUCUUGGACCAUUCUCCGAACUGGAAAGACGUGGAAGCAGAGGCAGCAUAUUUGGGACACUUGGACUUGGCUCAGAUGCACCAUUCAUCAGUCAACGAGAAAGAAGACCAAGCUUUCAAGCAUUUGGUGAAAGUGUGAUGCAUCUCUUUUCCGGAAAGUGAAUAUGUUUGAUGGAGGGACAAAACCAGUGAAUCAGCCUUAAAGCCAAGUUUAUGAGCUUCAAAAGAAUCUUUGCAGGUCAACUUAGCAAAGAACAAUCAAGCUAUUGUCAGAUCAUGUCAAAUGAAAUCUAUAUUAAUGUUCUUCCACUCAUCCCUGAUGCUGUUGAGGCAAUGACACAAAAGUAUUGACUUUGUGGAAUAUUUAUGUCAGUCAGUACAAAUAUAGAUAAAUGAAGAAUAUGAGGAGGUCUUUUUAAACAAAGGUGAAAUAUUUUUAUCCUACUCAUUAUUCUUUACAAAACUUUUAUGAAAGAAACUGUCUGUGAGAUAGGUUGUUUCCAAUACAGCAGGUAACAAAGGUUAAAUGAUAUGUUGAUUCCUUGUAAUAAUCCCUCAUGAUAAGAAAGAUAUUGAUGUUUACAUAACCUGCAGGAAAUGAAAAGUUCUAUUUGAUCACAUCUGGACAAGGAUUCAAUUAAAUUGAGUCUAAACAUUUGGUAUGGAGUGUAUCAUGCAAAAAUAAAUAAGUAUCAGGUAUAUACAAGUCAUGUCUCUUUUUAAUUGUAUAUACAAAGUUCAACUCAUUCAGUUUAUGGAUACUGUUUGUGAACUGGUUUAGUCUAAGAAACAUUUUACUUUUCCUUUUUGUAAAAAUUGAGGAGGUCAAAGUUGAAAUUGACAAAGUAAAUCUGUUAUGGACUAAAGAAAAAAUACUUCUUAGUUACCUGACAUAGAGGGUUCAAUGUUCUGACAUAUGUUCCAUCUGCUGUAGUGCAAGUGAUUACCUCUGCUGUAACUUAGCUAAUGGCAUGUUGUCCACUCCCCCUACCUUUCAAAUGUAACAUGUUUCGUAUUUUGUGCCACAGUCUAAAAUCCUUUUAACAUCUUCAUAGAUGAUGCUUUCAUGUGCACAGAAGAUACUUAAAUUUACACACAUGAGUAUGAUGUUACAAUCUACUCAAGAGACGGUCAUCAUCUAGUAUCAAACUAUGAACUUGGUAACCAUAUUUUCUCAAGUAAUCAAUAAUAGUUCCAGGUCUGUUUCAUGUAUAGAAUUUUUCGGAGUAUCAAUAAUGACCGACUUGUUGGAUUUUCAUUCAACCAUGAAAUGUCUUUAUUUAGGUACAAUCAAUGAAGUAACUCUUCAUUUUAGCGUGUCAGAAUUUUGGUAGAUGAAUCUUUUUGAUUUCAGUUGUGAAAAACAGAAAAACGCAAAUAAAAAAACUCAACAUGCUGCUAAAAGUAUAAAUAAAUCAUAUAUAUAUAUUUGUAUUAACUAUAUCCAAUGUUUAUACUAUAUAUCCAAAUAGGGUCCUAACUUUACAACACAGCAUCACAGUCUCAGUAAUGCCAAGCAAGAUUAUAAUAUCAUCAACUUGAUGUAUUUUCUCGGUAGAUGAUCAACAAUUUUAGACUGUGGUGUUAGUACACUUCCAUACAUUUCAGACAUUCAAGCACAUGCAUAAAGCUUAUAUUAUUGCAUUGUAAUAAAGUUUAUGAAGUUAAGAUGGUGUGUAUUGGUUAUGGAACUGCAGCAUUAUGUUUUUCUUAUCUGUUUUUAGACUUAUUUAUCUUUGGCAGCCAUAUUAAUAUUGUAAAUGACAAUUUGUGUAUUCAAUACACUGUAACUUUAUUGUGUUGAGAGGCAGGG
This is a messenger RNA of Haliotis rubra (blacklip abalone), 3817 nucleotides long. Its product is annotated as SCY1-like protein 2. The record is from RefSeq and is a predicted model, not a curated record. The transcript has 18 exons. Bases 133 to 2166 code for a protein of 677 amino acids. Lineage: Eukaryota; Metazoa; Mollusca; Gastropoda; Lepetellida; Haliotidae. Gene Ontology annotation, molecular function: protein kinase activity; ATP binding. Gene Ontology annotation, biological process: protein phosphorylation.